AGUCAGCCAAUGCAAAGCGGUUUCAGUGAAAUUGAUUAAAUAUGGAAAUCCAUCUUUUGACAACAAGGUUUGCUGGGUAAUGGAGGGUUUCAUUGACAACAGAGACCAAGUCCGGCAAAUUGGGACUGGGAAUGUUUUGAGGGAGCUUCGAGUUGCAGAUACAUCAGAUUCGCAAAGUAAUAUUCAAGACAAUGAAGAGUGGGAUGCUGGGAUACUAAGGCGUCGUACCCUACGACCUCGCCCAAGGGUCACCUACGAAGACUUGUCUCCCAUUCACCGAAGAACACCUUCACCUCUGACGGCAACAGGUAGCUUCACAUUUGAACCAAACAUUCCAGAGGAGAGAGGGGACAUUGAUCAGGAACAACAGGAAACGAAUCAGACAAAUCGUUCUCUUCCUUCGGAAAUGAACUUUGAGACGCCCCCAAAGACGCCCAGAUCGUCUCGAAAGUCACCCUCGAAGAGACCCAUAGAAAUGUCGCCCUCGACCACCGAUCUGCCUUUCACGAUACACAUAGACAGCCCUGGUGAUUCCCCGGCCGUAAUUUCUCUGCUACCCAAGGAGCCUGUUCCAGCAAAGAGACCAAGAAUGCUGUUGCUGGGAGACCAGGCAUCGCUUGGGCAACAGCUAGCCAGCUUGACCAAUGAGCAGCUUGUGGAGUUGGUGGAGGGAGUUGUCGAGAAAUAUCCUGAAAUGCAUAAAGAAGUACUAGCAUUGUUACCUGAGCCCGACUUAACCCAGUACCAAGAAAGAUUGUCGCAGUUACUGCACAACAUAUUCCGUGCCUUACCUCGAACAAGACUUGCUUCAACCCGUGGUGCAUUGAGCUAUAGACAGGUCAAAGUUCAUCUCUUAGAAUUUAAGAAAUACUGUAUCCAGCAGGGACGACAUCUCUUAAGCUGUCAAGCCUGGGGAGCAGUCAUCAAUUACGUACUGUUGGCAUGGCAACUUGUCAAUUUUCUACCAAUUUGGGAGAAUCCAGCUCAUAAUAAGGUGAGAAGCCAAUGCCUCCGAAGUCUCGUCCUAGCAUGUUCCAAGGCACUGAGGUCAGACGAGAUAGACACAGAAAGACUAACGGAGCUUAGACCAAGAUUGGUGAAAGCAUGCCGCCUGAACUCAAUGAUGCAACCAUGCCUAGACUCUCUACGUACUUCACUAGACUCUGACGUUUGACAGGGUUCAAGAUUUACAAUGUAUCAGGUAGUUUUUAUUGUACAUUACUCAUAGCUACAGAACAAUCGUCGACUGAGUGCUAUAAGGUCAUAAACUGCAAUCCAAACGAAAAUCUACUCCACAGCAGUAGAGAAUUAUCUAGAAUUCAGAAAACUCUACUCUGUGGAAGUUUAAUAAUAGCAAGGUUCUCAAGAACAAAUCUACCUAGCAAUAUGUAAACACAUGGUGUAACCGCAAACCAGAUAAACAAGAUACUCUACCCUGCAAUGCCUCAAAACCAAUACAUGUACUGUGAUUUCAUAUUCGUUAUAAUACAAAAGCUCAUACAAAUGAGUUAGUGAAAUGAAACAACAAUCCACAAGUAAAGAUUUUUUGAGAAACUGAAAGUGUCUUUUUGUCAAAUAGUCUAGGAGACCAAUCUUGAUCAAUACACUCCAUUUAUCAGGAACUCAAAAAAAUGCAAACUCAAUUUAUAAAGAAUCCACACAAACCGCAAGAACGACCUUAUAGUCCUGAGCCGACACAUUCAAUAUUCCACUCCAAUGUAAGCCCUGUCCAAAUUGGUGGCCAUGGCUAUGGCUGAACCACCGUGGCAACGUAUGAUGAAUUACGGGGUGUUCUUAGCAACAGCCACAGCCGUUGCCACCAUUUUGAAUGCAGCCUAAAUGUGCCUUUCAUGCAAAUAGAUUGUUUUUUUCUAAAACUUUAAAUGUACAGUUUUUUUAUAGGCAAGGCACAAUAUUGGUAUUUGAUAGCCUUUGCAAAACUUAUGCAAAUUCCUUAAUUGUUACAUUCUUCGUAAAGUCUACUGCAAUAAAUUGUUCCUUAUAAAGGGAAAUUCAUGAUUAUAGUUCAUUAAAUUUGAAGAGCAAAUUAACAUGUGUCAUUACAUAGAUAAAGAAUAUUAAUUUUUGGUUUUACCCAUAUACACCGAUGUGUGUAGCACUG
Molecule: messenger RNA, 2122 nt
Organism: Asterias rubens (European starfish)
Lineage: Eukaryota; Metazoa; Echinodermata; Asteroidea; Forcipulatida; Asteriidae
Product: tethering factor for nuclear proteasome STS1-like
Exons: 8
Coding region: 80-1174 (364 amino acids)
Biological process (GO): proteasome localization; nuclear protein quality control by the ubiquitin-proteasome system
Cellular component (GO): nucleus
Source: RefSeq, a predicted model, not a curated record